GCGCACGCACACACACACACACGUGCUGCCGGAGCGCUAUAGACAGAGAGAGCUAGAGAGGGAGGAAGAGAGCUGCAGUGAGCCAGGCGGUGUGAGGAGGGAAAUAGACACAGAUGAGUGCAUGCUGACUGACUGGAAGUCCUGCUAGUGGUCUCUCUCUCUCUCUGGGACUAUUGACUAGUGACAGCACCGCUGGCUCAGCCCUGGAGAAUUAGCUGUCUGUCAGCCAUAGUUACAAACAGGUUGAAAAGAUGGAAAGAGAACUACCAGGGACUUUAAAUGACUUUUCCUCAACCCUUUGACUUCUCUCUAAGGAUCCUCCUGUCUGCAGUUUUACAGCACGACUGAACUUGAGCAAGUUUGCAGGAUCGCUGAUCGUUGAGGCUGUGGCCAUGCAACCUGCUAUGUCUUUGGGAUUUAAUGCAUUUAGCACUCUGGAGAUGUCGAAUGGAUAAUUGUUUCUGAGUCUGAGUUUUUUAAAUACAUUUCUUAAUUUGAAUGUGGAGGGUCACUAGUGAUCCUCUAAAUGCCUCUCUCGCCAUUGGCAUUGGCUUCCCUCUUGAUUGACGUGUGACAGUCACUGCCAGAACCUGAAUAAACAAUAGCAAACUGACAACUAACGCCCGAGGACAUUUGGACAACGUUGAGGAUUUGAUCUCUUUCGGGGGCGAUUUCCUCGCGCCCCUUUGACUCCCGCCUUAUCGGCGUCUGCUUUCUUUUCCUCCUUUCCCUUUUUUUCCCCCUGUCUUUCGGUGUCGAAAGGGGAAACUUUGCCUCCCUGCUCUCGCUCUGAACAUGGCUUUCCUUGUCCGUUGCUAUGCCAACUGCUUGCAGCCGUGGUCCUCCAAACUUCCCGGAGACCUCAACAAGAUGCACCUUACAGACCACCCCCACAGCCAGGGGAUGCACGUGCCGCCCAGCCAAUCAGGAUGCAGCAUCGCCAGUGAUUCGGGCAGCAGUAGCCUAUCAGACAUCUACCAGGCCACGGAGAGCGAGAUGGGUGACGUGGACCUGUCUGGGCUCCCGGAGGCGGCGGUGGACUCUGAGGAGGAGGAGGAGGAUGAAGACCUGGAGAGGACGUCGGACACCCUAUUGGGUAGAGACCUUGUCCGGGAGUGUCUGGAGAAGGACCCCGUGGACCGCAACGAUGACGACAUCGAACAACUGUUGGAGUUCAUGCACCAGCUGCCAGCCUUUGCCAACAUGACCAUGUCAGUCCGGAGGGACCUGUGUACUGUCAUGGUGUUUGAGGUGGUGGAGCAGGCGGGGACCACGAUCCUGAAGGACAAACAGGAGCUGGACCUGUGGUAUGUGAUCCUGAACGGGGCGGUGGAGAUCAGCCACCCAGACAGCCGCAUGGAGACCCUCUGCAUGGGAAACAGCUUCGGCAUCUCCCCCUCCCUGGACAAGCAGUACAUGAGCGGAGUGGUGAGCACCAAGGGGGACGACUGCCAGUUUGUGUGCAUCGCCCAAGAGGACUACUGGCGGAUCCUCAACCACGUGGAGAAGAACACGCACAAGGUGGAGGAGGAGGGAGAGAUCGUGAUGGUGAAGGAACAUCGCGAGCUGGACCGCAGCGGCACCAGGAAGGGACACAUCGUCAUCAAGGGCACCCCAGAGCGUUUGAUAUUGCACCUGGUGGAGGAGCCAUCGGUGGUUGACCCCACCUACAUCGAAGACUUCCUCCUCACCUACCGCACCUUCCUCUCCAGCCCCAUGGAGGUCGGCAAGAAGCUGCUCGAGUGGUUCAAAGUCGACAGCCUCAGAGACACGGUGACACGCAUAGUGUUGUUAUGGGUGAACAACCAUUUCAACGACUUUGAAGGUGACCCAGCCAUGACAAGAUUCCUUGAAGACUUUGAGAAGCUGCUGGAAACCACAAAAAUGAAGGGUCACCUGAGGCUACUGAACAUAGCGUGUGCAGCCAAGGCCAAGUGGAGGCAGAUCACCCUGCAGAAACCGUCCAGAGAGUCCCCGCUCUACUUCAGCCUGCAUGGCGGCAGCGAGAGGGGCUUCGGCAUCUUCGUGGAGUUGGUGGAGGGGGGCAGCAAGGCCGCGGAGGCUGGACUCAAACGGGGAGACCAGAUAAUGGAGAUCAAUGGUCAGAACUUUGAGAACAUCUCCUACGUCAAAGCUAUGGACUUCCUGAGGAACAACACACACCUCUCCAUCACAGUCAAGACCAACAUCUUCGUGUUCAAAGAGCUGCUGAGCCGGAUCGUUCACGAGAAGAAGAAUGGCGUUCCGCACAUCCCCAAGAUCCAGGAGAAGAAGGGCAACCGCUUCUCCAUCCCUGACCUGCCUGGAGACAUGGAGUUCCCCACAGACCACAAGGCCACCAAGAAGAUGAAGGCCAACACCGUUUCUGGGGGACGGAACAAGAUCAGGAAGAUGCUCGAGAAGACCCGCUUCAGCAUCCUACCACCUAAACCCUUCAGUGAUGGUGGCGUGGGCCAGUCUCAGGAUGACAGCAUCGUGGGCACGAAACAGUGCAGGCACAGCGUGGCCAUCAUGCCCAUCCCUGGCAGCCUCUCAUCCAGCAGCCCUGACCUGCUGCAGCCAGCCACUAAUGUGUUGGACUUCUCCAAUCCAGCAGCCGUGAGCUUCUACUACAUUCCAGACCAGGUGAUCCGGGUGUUCAAGGCUGACCAGCAGAGCUGUUACAUCAUCAUCAGCAAGGACACCACGGCCAAGGAUGUGGUCAGUCACGUGGUCAACGAGUUUGGCCUGAGCGCGGCCCCGGAGAACUACUCCCUCUGUGAGGUGUCGGUCAGUCCCGAGGGCGUCAUCAAGCAACGCAGGCUACCUGACCAGCUCUCCAAGCUGGCUGACCGCAUCCAGCUAAACGGCAGGUACUACCUGAAGAACAACAUGGAUACGGAGACGUUGUGUUCAGACGAUGACGCCCAGGAGCUGCUGAAGGAGAGUCACAUCACCCUGCUCCAGCUCAGCACCGUGGAGGUGGCCGCCCAGCUCUCCAUGAGGGACUUUGAGCUGUUCCGUAACAUCGAGUCCACCGAGUACGUGGACGACCUCUUCAAGCUGUUGGACUCCUCGGGGGGAGUCCAACAGACACGCCUCAAGCAGUUUGAGGAGGUCAUCAACCAGGAGACCUUCUGGGUCGCCACGGAGAUCCUGAGGGAGCCCAAUGCCAUGAAAAGGAUGAAGACCAUCAAACACUUCAUCAAGAUCGCUCUGAACUGUAGAGAGUGCAAGAACUUCAACUCCAUGUUCGCCAUCAUCAGUGGUCUGAAUCUGGCUCCAAUAGCUCGUCUCAGGUCGUCGUGGGAGAAGCUGCCCAGUAAGUACGACAAACUGUUCCGCGAACUGCAGGACAUCUUCGACCCGUCCAGGAACAUGGCCAAGUACCGCAACGUCCUGAGCAGCCAGAGCAUGCAGCCGCCCAUUAUCCCCCUGUUCCCCGUCGUCAAGAAGGACCUCACCUUCCUACAUGAAGGUAAUGACUCUAAAGUAGACGGUCUGGUGAACUUUGAGAAGCUGAGGAUGAUCGCCAAGGAGAUCCGUCAUGUUGUCCGUAUGACCUCAGCCAACAUGGACCCAGCUCUUAUGUUCCGACAGAGGAAGAAGAGGUGGAAGAGUUUAGGGUCUCUGAGUCAGGGCAGCACCAACUCCAACAUGUUGGACGUGCAGGGCGGGGCCCACAAGAAGCGCGUGCGUCGCAGCUCGCUGCUCAACGCUAAGAAGCUGUACGAGGACGCUCAGAUGGCCCGUAAGGUCAAGCAGUACCUGUCCAACCUGGCGGUGGAGACGGACGAGGAGAAACACCAGAUUAUGUCUCUACAGUGUGAGCCUGUUUACAGCACAUUGUCCAAGAACCUGAGCGAGCGACGGUCCACCAAGUCGGACAUAUCUCCUGUGUCGCUGCGCUCGGCGCUGCCCGGGGGGAAGGCCCAGAACCGCGUGUCCCAGGUGCUACAGAUCCAGGUACCCCUCUACCCGCAACGGAAGAAGAGCACCGCCAAGGACAUUCACGCCGCACACAACUCCAGCUCUCCCCUUGUGAUAAAGAAGCCUCCCAGCUCCCAGCUCAGCCAAUCAGAGGACAGUCCCUGGAGUGGGAAGAGGUCUGCUGAAGACAACGUGUCCAUCGUGUCCUCCCUGCACUCCAGCCCCACCAUCUCGCCACAGGGCUCCCCGCGCAAAGUGGGUGGCAUGGCCAAGCCCCAGCAUAACUCCAACAGCCAGAUGAACAUGUCUGGCUCGUCGUCCUCUCUGACCAGCGAGGCCAGCACCAAGGCAGGCACGGCGGGCACCCGCAGCUACGGCAUAGGCUAUGCCCUGAUGCCUGCAGUGAAAUCCGACAACCUGUCCGACUCCAGCCACAGUGAGAUCUCGUCCCGCUCCAGCAUCGUCAGUAACUGCUCUGUGGACUCAAUGCCUGCUGGCCCUGCAGAGGAGCGCCAAGGCACCAAGAUCAGGGACACCACUGAGACCCCAAGCACCACCACGCAGCUCACACACACCGACUCUGACUGCAGCCAGCCCAGCACCAGUUUGUUGGCGCGGGGCCAGGUGAUGCGGGGUUCCACCUUCACCUCCUCCACCUCCACAGAGGAGCUGACUCCCGACCACGUCUCCCUGGACAGUGUGGCCGACAGCGGGCGGGGCAGCUGGACCUCCUGCUCCUCCAACUCCCAUGACAGCUUUCAGAGCUUGCCUGUCCCCCUGCUGGGCCGACCCCUCACCUGGGACCACCUAGUGCCUGGGGGCUUCCGCCACACCCAGCUAGCAGGGCCUAUAGUGGAGGUUGAGGCUGGGCCGGCCUGGGUUGGGGUAGCGGGAGGACCGGGGGCGGGGUCCGGGGGAGGAGAGGAUGCCAAGAGGCUCUCCAGAGACAGUUCCGAGCUAAACCAAUCACGGCAGAGCUGGGCCUCAUCCUCCUCGCUGUCGGACACCUACGAGGGGAACUACGGCACCAUCAAACGCCGCACUGCCGAAGGCGUCUCCGCCGCCCCUGGGGAGGGCCCUGACGCACCCCAAAGCACAGAUCCCAUCUACAAAAUGGUCACCUCAAGCACAGAGAAAGGCCUCAUAGUGUACUGUGUAACCUCCCCCACCAAGGACGAUAGGUACAGGGGGCCUCCCCCCACCCCUCCGGGAUACCAGGGCCUCACCCUGGUCGAUGGACAGGAUGGAGCUCCCCUGCGACCGCCCCACUUGCGGCCGCCUGACUAUAGUGUGGCCCUGCAGAGGUCUAAGCUGCUACAGAGCCCCGGAGGCCUGGUGGAGGCCCGGAGACUGGGGGUGAACCUCCUCCACCACGAAUCCCAGGGCCAGUCCCGGCCGGCCAGCGUCUGCCUACAGGGCCUAGGGGAUAGUGAGGAUGGUACGUGGAGAACGACAGAGACCAGCCCCAGCCAAGAUGAGCAGGUGUCCGCGGUGUAGAGCUGGCUGGACGCCUGGACGGACACUGCAGGGCCGUUGGAGAGGGGGGGGAGGGGUGGUCUAAGCUACAGCAGCUUCCUUGCUGCCUCUCCUCUGGGUUCACGCCCCUCUCUAGGCCCUCGGCCGACAGCUGCUCAAUGCUAAACCAACGACGCCCCACAGAACUUGUACAAUCAUCUGUUUUACUCCAUUUUAAAAUUGGUUUAGAAGCUCCCACGUUUUUAGACUCCCACACCCCUGAAACAUAACUGUAUACAGACUGAGAUGUGGUGUGACGUCACGGCAUAUGGCUCAGGCGUUUGGAGACGCUGGGCUGAGGAUGAAGAAGGGAUGGACGAUGCCCGCUGAUGUGUUUUUAACAGUACCUCCGUUUGCUUUUGUGCUCUCUUGUCCCAGGUGUUUUAAAGGAGUUUUUCCUCAGUCGUAGCUUGAAAGUGUUUUUUUGUUGGGGUUUUUUUGCCGUUUGCUUGAAGCUCUCAGUUUUAAAUGGCAUGCGAACACAAGUAAUAUGACAAUAUCCAGGAAGGGAGAAAAUCUGAACAAUCGUUUUUCUUCUCGUUAGUUGAUGAGGCAGAAAUCAAGCAGGCUGCAGAAACUCUCCAUAAAUAUUUUUAUUGUGAGGGCAGUGAGUGAGUGAGGGCAGUGAGUGAGUGAGGGCAGUGAGUGAGUGAGGGCAGUGAGUGAGUGAGUGAGUGAGUGAGUGAGGGCAGUGAGUGAGUGAGGGCGAGUGAGUGAGGGGAAGUGAGGUGAGUGGGGGGAAGUGAGGUGAGUACGCGUCUCAUGCCAUUGUGUAUGAGGCACCCUCAUCCAUUGAGGCUCUCUCUCUUGUUAACUCUUGUUGUCUCUUGUGAACCUACAGUAACAUGAGGUACUUUAGUGUCAUGCUGCCACGUCUAUGUUUAAUAUAUGGUUUAAUAAGUUUUUAAUGAGUUGACGAACAAAAAGGCUCACUGCUGUAAAAUAGCACAACAUGUUGUUACUUUAUUGCAGUACAGUAAAACAAUGUAUUAGCACUGUACAAACAUUAGAGUUGGCAAGCGUUAAAUGCUAGGCAUGCAGCCAAAAGCCCAAGUUGUUUACAAAGAUGCUUACAAACUUGUUUACAGUGUUUGUUUGUUUGUUAGACUAACAGUCGUCUAUUAAAUUACAGGCUAAAAUGUAAAAAAAACAUGAUGAUUUCAGGUUAAUUUCAUAUGUAAAGUCUUUUUGUAUGCGAUAGGAAUAUGUGGAUGCAGCAUAAACAACACAUUUUGUGUGUUUUGUUUUAAUGUACCUCUUCCAUCUUGGCUAUUAAGUGUGUGAUUUAUCCCAUUCUUGUUUAAUAGUCAGGGCAACAAAAGAAAAAGCAAUGCUUGUCAAGGCAAAAUGUAUUUAAACGCCAGGUUUGCAAUGCAUCUACAUUCCUUGUUCAAAAUAUAGCUACACUUUGAAAAAGAGUACAUUUUGUAGAGUAUUUUAAAGAAUUUGCUUUAAUUGUUUGUUCUUAUUGCAAGCGAAGGCUAAUUAUUUGUACAGUCUGAACAGGUUUUACCCUCUAGGGUUGAGGGUUAAACUGCAGAAUGGUAUUGUAAUUAUGGAUAUAACUGGAGUAUCUCAUUGAGAUCCUUUUCUUUGGCUGUUUGUACGUGAUGCUUGUUUCCAUUUUUUUUGCCGUACAAAGACUUGAAAAUAUUAAUGGCGAUAUAUACAGUGCGUAUAUAAAUGUAUACAUAUAUUUUUUUUGUUUGUCAUAAAUGAAUGUUACUGAUCAUGUAUAGAUGAAAAGAGAGUCCUCUAUAAAGACUAUUUUUAAUAUUUUGUUAUAAUAAAAUCCAAUAUUGUGAUUCCCCCUUUUCUGUCAUUGGGCAGGAAUCUUUUAAGGAUUUCUUUUCUCUCUCUCUUUGUUUUGCAGCCAUCUGUACAUAUCUAUAUGCUGCUUUGUUUUUGAUUUGACUCCUUCUGAUAUGUUGUUGUAUAGGUGUUAUUGUAUGUAUUGACUCUGCCGCCCUCACCAGGUUCAUUGCAAUCACUGCCUAAUUGCCUCACACACCUCGGCUGCAUCCCAAAUGGCACCCUAUUCCUUAUAUAGUACACUACUUUUGACCAGAGCCCGGGGCUCUAGUGCACUACUUUGACCAGAGCCUAGGGCUGUAGUGCACUACUUUUGACACAAAAGGAGUGCACUAUGUAGGGAACAUAGAGUGCCAUUUCAGAUGCAACCCUCCUGACUGAGGGCUUCUGGGUAAUUUUGGACAGGCAUGUUCCCUAUGGCGCGCAGAUGGACCCAGGUCCAUCACUGGCUGUGGCCUAGUUGCCUUCUGCGCUGAGAGUUGCCCUGAACAUGCCCUAAGCCCCUGCCACCUGCCCCUAACUAGCCCCCACACUGAGCAGGGUCACUUUCUGGAGGGGACAACAUUCAGUUUCUCAGAUAGAAAUGUCAGGUGCAGAGCUGUUCAGUAUUCCCUUGUCUACAUGAUAAAGAAGCAUGUCUGUUCUACAUAAUAUAUUUCUAUCUGGGGGUUCUGUGAUGUUGCAACCAGGAGCAGAGCUUUGUUCAGUGUCUGCUGCUUUCACACAAGUGUGGCAACAUCCUCUCUUCCUCAGCACUGAAAUCCCUACCCAUGAUCUACAGGGCUGGAGGGUUCUAUCAUAGAAUUAGAAUGAUAUUGAAUGGUUCUAUUCCACUCACCUUUGCACAUUCCUCCUCAGAAUCCUAUAUACAAUACAGCACCUACUGUAGUAUCAUUGUUCACCAUCACCUUUGAAGAGAAAUCAGAAAAAUAGAUAUACAUCUACACUGAGUAUACCCAGCAUUAGGAACACCUUCCUAAAAUAGCCCCCCUCAUGAUGGACUCUACAAGGUGUCGAAAGCGUUCCACAGGGAUGCUGGCCCAUGUUGACUCCAAUGCUUCCCACAAGUUGUCUGGAUGUCCUCUGGGUGGUGGACCAUUCUUGAUACACACAGGGAACUGUUGAGCGUGAAAAACUCAGCAGCGUUGCCGUUCUUGACAAAAACCGGUGGCACCUACUGCCAUACCCCAUUCGAAGGCACUUAAAGCACACAUACACAAGCCAUGUCUCAAAGCGUAAAAAUCCUUUCACCUGUCUCCUUCCCUUCAUCUACACUGAUUAAAAUGGAUUUAAAAAGUGAUAUCAACAAAGGGAUCAUACCUUUCACCUGGAUUCACCUGUUCAGUCUAUGUCAUGGAAGGACCAGGUGUUGUUAAUGUUUUGUAUACUCGGUGUAAAUGGGAAUAUUCCCUCGUAUUUUAAAUAAGUUGCCUUAUUUAAGUGUACAGCUGUAGAGCUGUGUAAAUGUCAAGACAUUUGCUUUACCGUAGACUAGAGAAGUCAUCCGUUUCGUCGAUGGAUGAUGAUAUUGUUCUGACUUGUGUUUUCCCUCUGACUGUGUGGCUUGCCUCUGCAUGGCCCGGCUCACUGUGCUCCUCUCUCUGCCCUUCAGGUCAGCUGGUCAUAUUGAUCAGGGAACACUUUAUUGAUUGAUUGCCAAACCCUACCAAUCCUCUGUUUACCCACUACUAGACUGAAUAAAUAGCAUGCCGUGCACACUGGGAAAACUAAAACACCCCCUUGCAGUCAAUUAGAACAGUUUUGCUUUGAAACGGCGCCUUCUCAAUCAGUACGUUCAGUUUCCCUGUGUCGAGAUUCGAUUGGCUGAUCACCAUUGCCGACGGUACUCAGUCCAAGGACUUUAUACCGGAAUGAUAUUUUCCCUACAUGCAGUUGAAUCCACUCCAAUUAUAUUAUAACAGUUGUUAUCAUAACAGUUUUUGGGGCUAAAGCCAAUCCCACUCCAGAUAGAUCUGUAAUGGAACACACGGAUAGAAGCGAUUAUGUCACGUUAGUAGGAAUUUAUCCAAAAGCUAAUUCCUGUAAGGUUGCCCCUGACAACACUGUGGCUUUCUCCGUAGGCAUUAUUAAAUAAACCGCUCGCUAACCGCUGGCUUCUGGUUCUGUCAUAUUACCUGGAAUGCAAUAAGUGAGAUGUGAAAUGAUGUUAUGUAACUCAAAACAUAUAGGCAUUUAGCAGAACUGCACAAUUGUAAUCUUGACUGUAGCGAUUGUACUGCACAGUGUCGGUUACAAAAGGUAUUAUUUGGUCUGUGGCUUACUUUGGUUGACACUUUUCAUAGCUGUUGUAACUUAUGUCUUUUAGAAAGACAAUUAUUUGCUUGUAUGCUUUUUUGUAUUUUUACCUGUGAUUGUAAAUACUUAUUCUAUUUUUGUUUAAGAGAAUGUUUAAAAGCAAAAGUUAAUUUUAUUUCUCCAAGUCUACUGAUAUGAAUUUGGACAAUAAUAAACUGUUAAACGUU
Salmo salar (Atlantic salmon) is the source of this 9719-nucleotide messenger RNA. RefSeq names its product rap guanine nucleotide exchange factor 6. Gene Ontology annotation, molecular function: guanyl-nucleotide exchange factor activity; protein binding. NCBI's taxonomy places the organism in Eukaryota, Metazoa, Chordata, Actinopteri, Salmoniformes, Salmonidae. The record is from RefSeq and is a predicted model, not a curated record. Gene Ontology annotation, biological process: small GTPase-mediated signal transduction.